GUGUGUGAGAUCAGCAGUUCAUCAUCAGUGUAUUAAGCUGCUGAAGAGAGAAUCUGCCCGAAUUUGCUCUGCAGCAGCAUCUGACCUCAGGUGCAGGAUGAGGUUUCUGAUCUCUUUGUGUGUGUCUCUACUUCUGCUGAUUAAUGGUGAAAUAACCAGUGGACAAACAUCAGAUCCUACAACUUCCAGCUCUGACCCAUGCUAUGAUUAUAACACUCUUGAUGACUACUGGAGAAACAUACGGCAAAAUUACUACUAUGGCUAUGAUGACAGCCUUGUUGAAUGGAGUGGCUGGUAUCGUCUGUAUCUGAAUGGAGAAAGUGCCCAGAUGUCUGAGUGGUGUAUCAGUAAUAUGAACUGUGGUGGAUACACUGCACUGUAUCUCAGUGGUGCUCAUCCAACACUUGAGGAUGGAGUUGUGACCCGUGAAGUUGUAGGAACUACUCCAUGGUGGUGGUGGGGUUAUUCCAAUCAGUGUGGUGCCUACACAUCCACAUCCAUCCAAGUCAAAGCCUGUCCAGGAGACUACUAUGUCUAUGAAUUUGUCAAACCCAUCACAUCAGCCUACAAACCUACAUACUGUGCAGUUGUCUUCCAAAACAUCAGCAGUGAUCCCUGCUACAAAUAUGAGUCUCUGGAUCGUCCCUGGAGAGCCAACAAUGAAAGUGGAGACUACAUUUGUGAUAACUAUUUUUCCUGGAGCGGCUGGUACCGGUUUUUCUACUAUGGAAUGAACAUCCAGAUGUCAGAGACCUGUGUUAAUUCAUACAGCUGUAGCACAUAUACUACUCUUUGGCUCAAUGGUCCUCAUCCUGAGAUUGAGGAUGGAGUGGUGCUCAGAGAAGUCUGUGGAGGAUCUUAUUGGAGCGGUUGCUGUUCUGAUAAGUCAAUCCCCAUCAGAGUGAAAGCAUGUCCAGGAAAUUACUAUGUCUAUGAACUUGUGAAUCCACAGGUCUGGUGUUCAGGAUACUGCACAGAUGUCAGCACUAUUUCACAGGCUCCUACUGUAAGUCCAGAUAUAAUCACUGGAUCCAGCAUCACCUUGAAUUAUGACCCGUGUGAUAACUACAAUGUAAUCAACAACUACUGGAGAAGCACAUUCAAUUACUGGUCUAUGUAUGGAUUCAUCUCUGAUCAUGAUGACACUCGUGUUGAAUGGGACGGCUGGUAUCGACUCUUCAUUGAUGGAUCGAGUGCUCAGAUGCCCGAGUGGUGUUUUUAUUACAUGUCAUGUGGAAGUUUUAGUUCUCUGUAUCUUGGUGGCUCUCAUCCUCGUCUAGAAGAUGGAGUUGUUACUCGUGAAGUUUUUGGCUCUCACUAUUAUCAGUGCAGUCGCUACACAUCUGAACCAAUCCAAGUCAAAGCCUGUCCUGGAGAUUAUUAUGUCUACAGGUUGACCAGACCAACUCUUUCCAUCCCAGUUCCUGUAUAUUGUGCAGUACCUUUCUCCACCCCAAGUGUUGAUCCCUGCUACAACUACACCAGUCUGGACGAGCCUUGGAGAUCCACAGACAACUAUUACUAUAAUAACUAUUACUAUAGUAUGUGUGAUUAUAAUGUGGAGUGGAAAGGCUGGUACAGGAUGUUCUAUAACGGUCAAAAUGCCCAGAUGCCAGAAUCAAAUGUUAAUCCUGGAAUGUGUGGCACUUCUACACCACUGUGGCUCAAUGAAGCUCAUCCACAGCUAGAAGAUGGAGUGGUCACCCGUCAGGUCUGUGUCUCCUCAUGGGACAGCUACUGUUAUUACACAUCCCACCCUAUACGAGUCAAAGCCUGUCCUGGAGAUUACUAUGUUUAUGAGUUCGUCAAGCCAAUGUUUUGCGGAGCAUACUGUGUUGCCUCCAAUCAGUCCAUCGCAUCAGUGUCUACGACACCAGAGACAAUCCCAUCAGUAGAAUCCAUUACUCCACCAGUCACAACCACUGCUCUACCUGUUGACCCCUGCUACAACUACAAUGUUCUGGAUGAUUCAUGGAGAUCCACCAACAAUCAAUAUUCCUCUCAAGUAAUGUGUGACUCUUGGGUCAGCUGGAACGGCUGGUACCGUCUCUACAUUCAGAAUCAGAGCGUUCAGAUGCCAGACACAUGUGUUGAAGAGUUUAGCUGUGGUACUUAUGCUCCACUCUGGCUGAAUGGAGGACAUCCAACAGUUGAGGAUGGAGUGGUCACUCGAGAUGUCUGCGGUCACUGGAGCAAUAACUGCUGCUUUUUCCAAUCCAAUCCCAUUAAAGUCAAAGCCUGUCCAGGAGAUUAUUAUGUCUAUGAGCUUGUGAGCCCAAGUACCUGCAAUUUAGCAUACUGUGCAGAUGCAAGCAACAUAACUACUACCUCUACUACUGUCACACCAGAGACAACCACAGCUGAAACCACAACCACGGAAACUACAACCAUGAACAUUACAAUUGGGCGAUUUUAUCCAUUUGGAACUGGAGACACAGUGAAUGGACGUAAUGAUGAUGGGAGUUCAUCUGUUAUAUAUCUGCAGCAGCCGUUCAUAUUUUUUGGCCAAACAUACAACCAGAUUUAUGUCAACAACAAUGGACACUUGACUUUUGAUGGGGCAUGGUACAGCUACAGUCCAUAUCAGUUCCCAGCUUAUGGAGAAAAAGACCUCAUUGCUCCAUUCUGGACAGAUAUUGACAAUCGAUGGAAUGGUGUCAUCUCAUAUCAACAGUACACUUCUGGCAGUGUCCUUACUCAGGCAACCCAAGACAUAAACCAGUACUUCCCCGACUUGAGUUUCUCUGCUUCAUGGGUUUUUGUGGCAACAUGGGAUAGAGUUGCAUACUUCUACAAUUCAGGAACAGAAACAUCUUUCCAAGUGGUUCUGAUAUCAAACGGCCAACUCUCAUUCGUUGUAAUGAACUAUGGUGCAAUUGCUCCAACUCAACGAUAUGUACAGGUAUGCUAAAGAUGACAUUGAGAUAAUAGGAACUGCAUCUUCUGUGAAUAAAUGUCUAAGCAGACAUCUGAAUGUCUUCCUUCUCAUUAGGCUGGUUAUGACACUAUCGACUCAAGUCAUCAUUUCUCAAUUACUGGAUCACUGCAGAAUGACAUCACAAAUCUACCACUCAGCAGUAACGUCAAUGUGCCGGGCAGAUGGGCCUUCAGAACAGAUCGUGGGACACGGGGCUGUCAAUUUAAUGGUUUUCCAGUGCAGAGGGGAGACUCUUUCUGGAGUGAUGCUGGCUGUCAGGAGAGAUGCACUUGUACCAGAAGAGGCCUCCAGUGCAGCUUUGAGCCCUGUACUUUUUCCCAAGCCUGUCGUCCAGCUGCUUUCCAAUACUCUUGUCAAAACAUUCAGAGGCAAACAUGUACCAUCUCUGGUGAUCCUCACUAUUAUACCUUCGACAAUCAGAUUUUUCACUUUCAAGGAACCUGCACAUAUGUUCUGUCAGAGGCUUGUGGAAAUGAUUUACCAUACUAUCGCAUUGAGGGCAAAAAUGAUCAUCGGGGUAGCACACAAGUGUCAUGGACUCGAAUGGUCAAAGUAUUUGUCUAUGAUGAAGAAAUUGAACUUGUUAAAGAUCACUAUUAUGAGGCAAAGGUUAAUGGGACCUUUGUAGCAACACCAUUCAAUCUCCGCAAUGGCUCCAUCCAAGUUUAUCAGUCAGGUUUUUCCUUGGCCAUCAGCACAGAUUUUGGUCUUCUAGUUACAUAUGAUGCCUACAGCUAUGUCACUAUCUCUGUACCUUAUGACUAUCAGAACGGCACAUGUGGUCUAUGUGGAAAUUAUAAUCUACAUCCUGAAGAUGACUACCGUUCAAUUUCUGGGGAGAUCUUGAGCUCCGAUGUUGACUUUGCUAACUCUUGGAAGGUAGAUGAAGACACAGAUCCUGAAUGCCAUGAUGUCAGGUGCACAGGUCUAGGUUGUGCUGUUUGUACCGGCAAUGAAAUGAGCCUUUACAGUGACACCAACCACUGUGGGAUUCUAGGAGAUGUUUCAGGGCCUUUUGCAUCUUGCCACUCUGUGUUUUCACCACAGACCUACAUAGAGAACUGCGUCUAUGAUAUUUGCUUAGGAGGAGGGUACCAGCCCAUUCUGUGCCAGGGUCUUACUGUGUAUGCUGCUCAGUGCCAACAGCAGGGUGUACAGUUAGGGUACUGGAGACAACCAGGCUUCUGUGAGAUUCAAUGUCCAGAGCACAGUCAUUUUGAGCCCCAUGGAACAGGCUGCCCUGCAACUUGCAGUAACCCCUCUGCUCCAAUGAACUGUCCCUUGCCCAGUCAGGAGAGCUGUGUUUGUGAUAAUGGGUACAUCCUCAGCGCUGGACAAUGUGUGCCUGAAGCAAACUGUGGUUGUGUCUUUGAGGGCUUCUAUUACUCUGAGGGACAGUCUGUAGAGUUGGACGAGGACUGUGGGAGGCAGUGUGUUUGCAGUAGCAGGUCAAUGGUGUGCAUUCAGCACCAGUGUGGUCCAGCUGAAGUUUGUGGGCUCCAUAAUGGUGUAAGGGGUUGCAGACCCAUCAGCUAUGCUACCUGUUCAGUUGAAAGCCUGGGUUCAUAUCAUACCUUUGAUGGACAAACUUUCCGUUACCCAGGAGCUUGUGGACUGACCCUUGCUAGAGUGAUGGGGCCAUCCCAACUGCCAUACUUUGUACUCACAGUGGAAAAAAACCCCAGAGGCCUUCAAGAGUUUUCCAGGUUCCUGAGGUUUGAAACAGGAGGAACUCAUGUUUCCAUUGAAUUGGGAGAAGGUAGUAAUGUACAGGUGGAUGGACAGAUGGUUGGUCUUCCUACUAGUGUUGGUUCCAGUCAGAUCCAUAUCUAUCACAGCAGUGCAAGAGGUUUUGUUUUAGAGACAAACUUUGGAGUGACCGUAAGAGCUGACUGGCCACACAUUGUCCGAAUCACAGCUCCAACCACUUACAAUGGAACACUUGGAGGUCUGUGUGGAAACUUGAAUGGAAAUAUUGAAGAUGAAUUCUACAGUCCAGAUGGUGUCCUCCUUCACGACUCCCAGCUUUUUGCCGACAGCUGGCGUGAUGGAUCUCUGUCAGCUUACUGUGUCGAUCCAACAGAUGUGUGGGAACCAGGUCUUUAUCAGAACAGGACUGAGUACAGCGAACACUGCAGCAUCAUGGACAUGAAUGAUGGACCAUUUGCUGAGUGCAGCAGAACUCUAGACCCUUGGCAACGGAUUGAAGAUUGUAUUCAGAUGCUGGAGCAGACAGACGGUGCCAGGGAGGCUCUAUGUGAGGCUCUGCGAGGCUAUACACUGAACUGCCAACAGAAUGGCUUCACAGUUGGAGAGUGGAGGAGUAUCACCCACUGUGAUCCCAACUGUCCAUCUAAUACUCAUUAUGAACUGUGUGGCACAUCCUGUCCUGCGUCCUGCCCUAGUCUCUCUUUUCCCUUCCAGUGCAUACUGCCAUGUCAGGGAGGAUGCCAGUGCAACGAUGGACUGGUGCUGGAUGGAGACCGCUGUGUUCCUCCGACCGGUUGUGGCUGUCACUAUGAGGGACGUUAUCGGCAGCCCGGAGAGCAGUUCUGGCAUGGUGAAGAAUGCCAGUUCCUGUGUGUUUGUGAUGGAAUCACUGGAAAUGUUCGUUGCACACCAUCAUCUUGCAGUGAACAGGAGAUCUGUCGUGUGGUGGAGGGGGAGUAUGGCUGCCAUCCUCGCCCACAUGGUGUCUGUUAUGCUUCAGGAGAUCCCCAUUAUAUGUCUUUUGAUGGAACCUAUUUUGACUUUCAAGGCAAAUGCCGAUAUGUGCUGGCCAAAGUAUGUGGUGAUACUAGUGGUCUGCCGCACUUCCAGGUGGAUGCAAGAAAUGAAGGAUGGCAUGGGUGGUCAGUGUCAAUAACUGUUGACGUUUUUGUCAAUGUUUCUGGGCAUCUUGUGCACAUGUCUCAGGAUAUGAACGGUUAUUCUGCUGUUGAGGUUGAUGAAGAGAUCAGAAACCUUCCCGUCUACCUUGACUCUGGUCGGAUAUCUGUUUACUCUACAGGACAGUUUAUUUAUGUCUCAACUGACUUUGGUCUCAGCGUCACUUAUGGUGGCUCCUGGGAAGUAAUCAUCAUUGUACCAGCAGACUACAAUGGAGCUGUGUGUGGCAUCUGUGGAAACUUUAAUGCUGAUCCUGGGGAUGACUUCCUCACUCCUUCUGGUGCUCUGGCACCUUCAGCAGACCAGUUUGGCACAGAAUGGAAGGUUGAAGGGGACAUGCCAUGUGAUGAUGGCUGUGGAGAAAAUUGUCCUGACCAUUGCAGAGAUGAGAGCACAACUCUUAUCUCACAAGCUUUUUGUGAAAUCAUCAGAGACAGUCAGGGUCCCUUCAGCUUCUGCCAUGGUUCAGUGGAUCCACAAGCCUACUUUGAUAGCUGUGUAUUUGAUGUGUGCAUUUCUGAGGACAAUCACGAUGUUUUGUGUCACUCUGUUCAAUCGUAUGUGAGUGCUUGUCAGUCUGCUAAUGCCAUUGUCUAUCCCUGGAGAGAAAGCGCAUCCUGUGUCAUGGACUGCUCAUCAAACAUCCCAAACAGUCAUUAUGAGGUGUGCGGCACAGACUGUGGUCACACAUGCGCCAGCAGCAUUGAUGCUAGUUGUGAACACACAUGCUCAGAAGGUUGUUUCUGUGAUGAGGGCUUUGUGAGGAGCGGAGGACUCUGUGUACCAGUGGAGCAAUGUGGCUGCUUGUAUGAUGGAUUCUACUAUAAUAUUGGCGAACAGUUUUGGGAUUCAACAUGUUCCCAACACUGUGAGUGUUUUGCUCCAAAUGAUUUACGCUGCUCUGCAUCAUCCUGCCCACCAGCCUUAGAGUGUGUGGUCAGAAAUGGACAUCGUGACUGUUACAGCUCAAUGUCCACUUGCACAAUCUGGGGUGAUCCACACUACAUCACCUUUGAUGGAGCUGUGUCCCACUUUCAGGGAACAUGCUCAUAUGAGAUUGCUCAGACUUGCGGUAAUGUCACCAACAAUGAUCUGGAGUUUCGGGUGGUGGCCACCAACAGACACCGUGGGAACAUGGUGGUAUCGUUUGUGUCUGCAGUGGAUGUUUGGUUGUCUCAAGGUGGACGACAGAUGCACAUCACAAUUGGGCAAAACAGGAGAGUUAAAGUUGAUGGAAAUGCUGUGGAAACAGCAGCAUAUCAAAACAAUGACCUUGUAGAGAUACAUGAGGAGCAGGGCUUUGUAAUUCUUAAUGCUUUCAAUAAAUUUGUUGUCCAUUUCGAUGGACAUAACAGCCUUCUGGUCAGAGUGAGUGAAAGAUACCAGGGAUCUUUAUGUGGAAUGUGUGGAAAUUUCAACGGUAAUCCUGCAGAUGACAAAGUGCUGCCCAGUGGAGACCCGGCUCCUGAUGACUAUUCCUUUGGUCGUAGCUGGCAAUCAGACACCAGCAUUCCAGGCUGUGGUGCCAGAGACCAGAGUGGUAAUACUGAUGAGUGUCCAUCCAGGCAGAGGUACUCUGAUCUCUGUAGUAUUAUCACCAACACCACUGGCCCUUUCCAGACCUGCCAUCUUCAUGUUGACCCUGCACCUUACUACUACUCCUGUGUGUAUGAUCUGUGUCUGUACACACGGGCAAAUGACAUGCUAUGUUCAGCUGUUGAGGCCUAUGAAACUGCUUGUGCCAUCUUGGAGAUUCAGAUCCCAGAAUGGCGCUCGGGUCUGCGGUGUGAUGUGAGAGAUCGCUGCUCUGAGCUCAGCUGCUCUGAGGAUGAAUGGUGUGGGAAGAAAAAUGGUGCUUAUGGCUGUUUGUGUAAUGACGACCUUCCCAGACCACAAGCUGACUCUUUUGAUUUCUCAGAAAGCUGUGAAAGCAGCUCUGGCUCCAUGUCUGUGUCUCGCUGUCAGCUCUUUGAGGCUGGUUUUUCGGCUGACGUCUUACACCUCAAUGAUCCCAGCUGCAGAGGAACGGUCCGGAACGGCAGAGUGGAAUUUCAUUUUGAUAACGAUGAACACAUUUGUGGCACAAAUCUUGUGGCUAACGGCACCCAUAUCAUCUAUGAUAACUAUAUUCUGGGGUCACCGAGGUCAGAAGGUCUCAUCAGCAGACAGAAAAUCCUCAAGCUUUCUUUCAGCUGUGUUUAUCCUCAAACACAAUCACUUUCCAUGAAUGUGGAAAUCAACCCACUGGAGACCAAAGUGCGCAAGACUCUCCCCGCUGGUGAAGGCAGAUAUCAGGUUCGGAUGACUCCAUAUGAGGAUGAUGAGUUUACCCGGCCCUUCACUGGUAGAGUGGAUGCAGAGCUGGACCAGAAGAUGAAUGUGGAAGUUCGUGUUGAGGGGGUGGACAGCCGUCAGUUUGCUCUGGUGAUGGACACGUGUUGGGCUACACCUGUGAAUGAUCCUGAUUACAGUCUCCGCUGGGAUCUCAUCGUUAGAGAGUGUCCCAAUCCAAACGACGACACAGUGGAGCUGCUGCAGAACGGCGUCUCGACAUCCAGUCGUUUCUCCUUCAAGAUGUUCAUCUUCACUGCAAACUCCACCAAACUUUACCUUCACUGUGCUGUUCAUCUUUGUCUUUUGUCGAGCAGUCGCUGCUCAAAGGACUGUAACUCUGAACAUCACUGGAGAGAGCACAGGUCUCUGGACUUCCACGACAGUGCUUCCAUAUCCAUGGGUCCUCUGAUGUUGUCUGAAGGAAACACAGAUAAGUGGGUUCCAGAGAAAGUGAAGGCAUCUGAGGCUUCUUCUCUUUGUGCUUCUCUGGUGCUGUUACUUGUUCCUCUGAUAAGUGUCCUGACCCUCUUUUAGUUUUCCACAAAAGAUGUGCAACAUUUUAUAUGCAUUUUGUUUAGUGCUGUAUUUUUGUGGAACUGAUGCUGCAAUGAUUGUGGUUUUCUAAAUAUUUGAAAUAAUACAUUAGUUAUUAUAAACUACAUUUAUACUGUGUAUGUGCUGCAAUAACAAAGACAGUUCAUUUUGAGUUUAUUCUAAUGAAGUAAAAACAUUAAUAGGGUAAUCUCUGUGGUUCCCUUUCAGUCUGUAAUCAAUAAAUAAUCCAAAUAAAUACAUAUACACUUGUCAGAAAUAUCACAAACUGAAAUAUGCAAUAUUGUUAUACUAGAAUAUUAUGACUUCCCUCCUUAAUGGCAUUUAUUAUGGCACAUAAACAAGGAGAAAAAGUGGGUUAAGCAACUUUCUUUUGUAGUAAUUUCCUUUUAGUAAAUGUAAGACAAAGAUCAAAGUGACUAAGUUCUGUCUUUCUCUGUAAUCAUUGUGCGCGUCUUCUAUGUUCAUGCUAUGAAAGUAUGCAUGAGAAAUAUCUUGUUCUUCUGCUUCAUGUUAUUAAAGUUUAAAGAAUGUU
Puntigrus tetrazona (Sumatra barb) is the source of this 9248-nucleotide messenger RNA. Its product is annotated as alpha-tectorin-like. Gene Ontology annotation, molecular function: protein binding. Gene Ontology annotation, biological process: cell-matrix adhesion. Lineage: Eukaryota; Metazoa; Chordata; Actinopteri; Cypriniformes; Cyprinidae. The transcript has 33 exons. The record is from RefSeq and is a predicted model, not a curated record.